Messenger RNA from Neomonachus schauinslandi (Hawaiian monk seal), 1993 nucleotides. It is a transcript of the gene ZNF668, whose product is annotated as zinc finger protein 668. The coding region runs from base 96 to 1961 and encodes 621 amino acids. The transcript is spliced from 3 exons. The record is from RefSeq and is a predicted model, not a curated record. Lineage: Eukaryota; Metazoa; Chordata; Mammalia; Carnivora; Phocidae.
CUGGCAGUGUCCCGGGCUCCGUCGGCGAGAGCAGCUGCCGCUGACGCCACGGAGCCAACCCAAGUUCGUUAAGAGAAGUUCCGCCCAUUGGAGCCAUGGAGGUGGAGUCUGCCGAGGCCCGGCCCUCUGCCCCCGCCCCCGGCUACAAGCGCUCCGGUCGCCGCUACAAGUGCCUGUCCUGUACUAAGACAUUUCCAAAUGCGCCUAGGGCAGCGCGUCACGCUGCCACACAUGGGCCUGUAGACUGCGCAGAGGAGGUGGCGGAAGGGAAGCUGAAGCCGGAGACAGAACCCAAAGCAGAGGAUGCUGGCGGGGACAAGGUGUCAGGUGCAUCGGCUAAGCCUCGGCCUUAUGCAUGCCCGCUGUGCCCCAAGGCCUACAAGACGGCACCCGAGCUGCGCAGUCACGGCCGCAGCCACACUGGCGAAAAGCCCUUCCCUUGCCCCGAGUGUGGCCGCCGCUUCAUGCAGCCUGUGUGCCUGCGCGUGCACCUGGCCUCGCACGCUGGCGAGCUGCCCUUCCGCUGCGCUCAUUGCCCCAAGGCCUACGGCGCGCUCUCCAAGCUCAAGAUUCACCAGCGUGGUCACACAGGCGAGCGGCCCUACGCUUGCGCCGACUGCGGCAAGAGCUUCGCCGACCCUUCGGUGUUCCGCAAACACCGGCGCACGCACGCGGGCCUGCGGCCGUACGGCUGCGAGCGCUGCGGCAAGGCCUACGCGGAGCUCAAGGACCUGCGCAACCACGAGCGGUCCCACACCGGUGAGCGCCCCUUCCUCUGCUCAGAGUGCGGCAAGAGCUUCUCCCGCUCAUCCUCGCUCACGUGCCACCAGCGCAUCCAUGCGGCUCAGAAGCCCUAUCGCUGUCCAGCCUGUGGCAAGGGCUUCACGCAGCUGAGCUCCUACCAGAGCCAUGAGCGCACCCACUCCGGCGAGAAGCCCUUCCUGUGCCCACGUUGCGGCCGCAUGUUCUCCGACCCCUCGAGCUUCCGGCGCCACCAGCGGGCGCACGAGGGCGUGAAGCCUUAUCGCUGUGAGAAGUGCGGCAAAGACUUUCGGCAGCCGGCAGACCUGGCCAUGCACCGGCGGGUGCACACGGGUGACCGGCCGUUCAAGUGCCUGCAGUGUGACAAGACGUUUGUGGCGUCUUGGGACCUCAAGCGCCAUGCGUUGGUGCACUCGGGCCAGCGGCCCUUCCGCUGUGAGGAGUGUGGGCGAGCCUUCGCCGAGCGAGCCAGUCUCACUAAGCACAGCCGGGUGCACUCGGGCGAGCGCCCCUUCCACUGUAACGCCUGCGGGAAGUCCUUCGUGGUAUCAUCAAGCCUGAGGAAGCAUGAGCGGACCCAUCGAAGUAGCGAGGCCGCAGGGGCGCCCCCACAGCAGGAGCUGGUAGUGGGGCUGGCACUGCCAGUCAGCGUGGCAGGCGAGGGCUCCACGGCCCCGGCAGCAGGUUCAGGGCUAGGGGACCCCCCAGCAGGGCUGCUGGGGCUGCCCCCGGAAUCAGGUGGUGUGAUGGCCACCCAGUGGCAAGUGGUGGGCAUGACGGUGGAACAUGUGGAGUGCCAAGAUGCUGGGGUUGGGGAGGCUCCUGGUCCCUUGGGGGGAGCAGGCGAGGUGGGGGGCGAGGAGGUUGAUGAGAAGCCACCGCAGUUUGUGUGCCGGGAGUGCAAGGAGACGUUCUCCACGCUGACGUUGCUGCGACGGCAUGAGCGCUCGCACCCAGAGCUCCGGCCCUUUCCCUGCACCCAGUGCGGCAAGAGCUUCUCUGACCGGGCAGGGCUGCGCAAACACAGCCGCACCCACAGCUCUGUGCGCCCCUACACCUGCCCCCACUGCCCCAAGGCCUUCUUGAGUGCCAGUGACCUGCGCAAGCACGAGCGCACCCACCCUGUGCCCAUCGGGACCCCCACGCCCCUCGAGCCCCUUGUGGCUUUGCUAGGAAUGCCUGAAGAGGGGCCUGCGUGAGGCCCAUCGCCCCCUCCACUUCACUCCCAAGA